Molecule: messenger RNA, 1447 nt
Organism: Indicator indicator
Lineage: Eukaryota; Metazoa; Chordata; Aves; Piciformes; Indicatoridae
Gene: RSL1D1
Product: ribosomal L1 domain containing 1
Exons: 9
Coding region: 1-1332 (443 amino acids)
Source: RefSeq, a predicted model, not a curated record
AUGGCGAAGGGUUCGGGGCAGCUGGAGCAGGGGCAGGUAAAGAAGGCGGUGGAGGCUCUCCUGGCGUUCGCCAGAAGUAAGGCCAAGGGGAAGGCGCUGCUCCUCAACGAGAGCGAGAACGUCCACCUCCUGGUGACGGUCUGGAAGGUACCGCGCGUGGCGAAGGUCAUCACAAUACCACUGCCCCACAGCAUCCGACCAGAAACAGCUGAGGUUUGCCUCUUCACAAAGGAUGAGCCAAAUUUAUCAGCGGAACAGACUGAAAAUCUGUACAAGAAGCUUUUAAUCCAGAAUGGGAUCCGGAGUGUUAACCAGAUCAUCUCAUACAAAACUCUCAAAAAAGAGUAUAAACUAUUUGAAGCAAAGCGUCGCCUCCUGAACAGAUUUGAUCUCUUUCUGUCUGAUGACCGCAUCAGAAGGCUCUUGCCCUCGCAUCUAGGAAAACACUUUUAUGAAAGGAAGAAGACACCUGUAUCUGUAAACCUGAAAGCCAAGAAUCUCGCUAAGGAAAUUAAUAAACAUAUCCAGGGGACUACGCUCCCAGUUACCAACAAAGGGUGCUGUUAUACAGCACGUAUAGGUCACACCGGAAUGAAAGCUGAUGAGAUCCUACAUAAUGUCAUUGCAGCAGCUGAGGUGAUUGCUAAGAAGUUACCAAAGAAUUGGAAAAAUGUCAAAAUUCUUCACCUCAAAACACUUAAAUCAGUUGCACUUCCAAUUUUUACUGCAAAUGUCUCCAACUUGGAUGAGCUUGACAGACAGCCACCUGCAAGAAAAAAAGAAGAAGGAAAGAACAAGAGGCCCAAGAGCAAGAAGGCAUCUAAAAAAAUGAAGUCAAGUCAAGUCAGAUCAACAGCUGAAAUUAAUAAUGCAGCUGCUGCUACCAAGGACCUUGAGAUAAAAGAAAAAGAAAUAGUCCAAGAACCAGGUGAUCAUGAUGAUGAAGAAAUUCCACAACUGGUGCCUAUACAAACAACCAUCUUAGAUCAUCUGGAGAAAAUGAAAUCAAGUGCAGGAAAACUGAGCAAAAAAACUAAAUCACCCCUUGGUAAGAGAAAAAAACAACCUCAGGCUCUGGAGACUCCAAAACCAAAACAUAAAGUUACAGAAGAGUAUGUUGACCUCCAGCCAUCACCAAAACAGAAAAAAGCCAAGCAGCCCAGCAUGCCAAAGGAAGCAAUAAAAGGGAAAGAGCUUAAAAAGACUCCCAAAAAGCCUGAAGCAAAGUCUUUUGCAGCACCUAAAACUGGCAAAUCAAUAGAGUCAGCCAAGAAGUCUUCAAAAACACCAAAGCAAGCACGCAAGAAAACACACAGGCCACAGUCAGCUUGAAUGUUGUUUGUUGUAACAGAUUUUACAUAGUCAUUCAGUGGUAUCAUUUUAGUAGGCAAAUAUAUUAAUGAAGUAAAACACCUUAAGAAAAUUUAAUCCAAGAACAUUUUUCACC